UACACACGGCUACACACGCGGGGAAGGACGGAGGUGGGAGGGGGCCUGUGACGUCAGCCCCCCAUGCUGUCACUAUUGACGUCUCGCAUUCCAGCCACUCCACGGGGAGACUUCUAGGGUUCCUCUCUCAUAAAUGAUGGUCACACACACAGAGAGUGCGGGGACACUACUAGGGAACCGUCCUUAGCAGGAUCCAGCUCAGCCUUAGCUGAACAUUUAUUAUUUAUACACCAAUGCACAGUACAGCAAGUCCCACCUCUGGCUCCCUGACUACACCAGACGCUCGCUUGAACAUCUUCAAUGUGGAAAUCAUUUAUUUACUAAUUAGCUCUUGCUGUUCAUAAAGAAGAAAUAUUUUUGCUAGACAAAAGGAGACACCACAUCACAAUAUUUUUUUUUUUAUUUUUUUUUUAGAAGACUUUUCCUAUAGUGUUGUAAAGACGGAAUCUUCACAGCAACCAAAUUGCAGGUCGAAGGAACGGCCAUCACAAAGCCCUGCCAUAUCCACUGCUGAUCCAGAUCCAAAUUUAGUUUCUCCUCAAGUUCCUUUUCUAAGCAGCCAACCAAACAUUUCCACCAUUCAGCAAGGAAGAUAUCCUACAGAAAUGCCCUGUGUACAAUAUAAUCCCAUGCCGCCUGGUUCUGCCUACAUAACACAACUUUAUGGUCACGAAUUCAGUACGGAAAUGAUGAACUCUACAAGUACAAAAUGUAACACGGAAUUAAGCAGCACAGAGAUUACUGCUGCAGCCACCACGUCUUUGCCAAGUUUUAGUACUUUCAUUGAGGGAUAUUCAGGAAGCUAUGAACUCAAGCCAUCCUGCUUGUACCAAAUGCAAACAUCUGGACACAGGCCACUGAUAAAGAUGGAAAACCCUCAAUUGGUCAGCUACCAAAGUCCAAUUUCUCAGCAAAGAGAAGAUGCUAUACCAAACACUUCAAUGUAUUUUAAAUCAUCUCCUACAUCAACUUUAUCUACAUCAGGAUUUUCCACUCACCAGUCACCACAUUGGGAAGAGCCUCACACCUUGUCAGGUACACAUUCAUGUGUGACUCCGAGUCAUUUGAUGGAUUCUUCAAGUAGGACUGUUUCUCCAAGGUUUCCAAUUUUUCACUUUAAGAAUUCUCCUCCACACACCCCAAUGCCUAACCCCCAGGUGUGCUACGAUUCUUCUCAUAAUAUACCAGUAGGCCCUCAAGGAGACUCAACACAGUUAUCGAUGGAAUCCUUGGCAUUCAAUCUACCAAUAGCAAAAGUGUCAAAUCUAGUCUAUUCCCCACAUGCAAGUGGCCCAGCUAUGGUAGGUGAGAGCAGAAUUCCAUCACCACCCAGUAGAAGUUCUUCAACUGGUGAGGGAACUUGUGCAGUGUGUGGAGAUAACGCAGCAUGCCAACACUAUGGGGUUAGGACAUGUGAGGGAUGUAAAGGCUUCUUUAAGAGAACAGUACAGAAACAUGCCAAAUACGUUUGCUUGGCAAGUAAAUCCUGUCCCGUGGACAAAAGACGAAGGAAUCGUUGUCAGUAUUGCAGAUUUCAAAAAUGUCUUAGUGUUGGCAUGGUUAAAGAAGUGGUAAGAACAGAUAGUCUUAAAGGAAGAAGAGGAAGACUGCCUUCAAAACCAAAGAGCCCCUCUCAUCAAGAAUCAUCUCAGCCGACUCUGUCAUCUCCUCCAGUCAGCAUGUUAGAUGCUCUGGUCCAAGCGUUAGUAGACUCUACACCCAGGGACCUCGACUACUCUACAUACUCUGCUGAUACUGGCCAGGCUGCUGCAGGCACAGAUACGGAAUGUAUUCAACAAUUCUACAAUCUUCUUACUAUCUCCAUUGAAAUCUCUAAAAAAUGGUCAGAAAAACUUCCUGGAUUUGCAGCACUUCAAAAAGAUGAUCAGACAUUAUUGAUUGAAACAACAUUUCUUGACCUUUUUGUAUUAAGGCUUUCAAUCAGGUCAAAUGUUUCUGCAGAUGAAUUUGUGUUUUGUAAUGGACUUGUGCUGCAUAGACUUCAGUGCCUUCGUGGAUUUGGAGAAUGGUUGGAAUCAAUUAGAAAUUUUUCAUUACAUUUACAGAGCCUUAACCUUGAUAUCUCAACUGUAGCUUGUCUAUCAGCUGUGUGUCUUGUUACUGAACGACAUGGUCUAAAAGAGCUAAAAAAGGUGAAUGACUUGCGUAAUAAAAUAAUCUGUUGUUUAAAAGAACACUUAGCUUCAGAUGACCAAAACAAAGGACACAAACAAGACAUUUCAGCAGUAUUAAGCCUUCUUACAGAUCUACGUGCUCUGUGUACAUUGGGACUGCAACGUAUAUUUUACCUGAAGCUCGAAGAUUUGGUUCCACCACCUCCUAUGAUUGACAAGCUGUUUCUGGACACAUUGCCCUACUGAAGCUAGUGAACCAGUACCAUCCAUAUAAUAUUAUGUUCUUGAGAAAGACACCACCAACAAAAAGAGAAUUAGUUGUCUUAAAAUAUAAUUAUAUUUUAAAACCAAUGAGUUAAGGAUUUCUGUUAUUUUACCAUUUAUAUCAGAGGUUCUCAAACUCGGUCCUCGUGGGCCCACACAGUGCAUGUUUUGCAGGUAACCCAGCAGGUGCACAGGUGUAU
Molecule: messenger RNA, 2599 nt
Organism: Pseudophryne corroboree (corroboree frog)
Lineage: Eukaryota; Metazoa; Chordata; Amphibia; Anura; Myobatrachidae
Gene: NR4A3
Product: nuclear receptor subfamily 4 group A member 3
Exons: 8
Coding region: 606-2381 (591 amino acids)
Biological process (GO): cellular response to corticotropin-releasing hormone stimulus; regulation of transcription by RNA polymerase II
Cellular component (GO): nucleus; transcription regulator complex
Molecular function (GO): RNA polymerase II cis-regulatory region sequence-specific DNA binding; zinc ion binding; nuclear receptor activity
Source: RefSeq, a predicted model, not a curated record